AUGACCGAACCCAUCUCCGACCGGGCAAGUGAGCUGGUUCGUGCCCUCGAUUUGCCGUGGCGAUGGGCGCCGAGAGGGACGUAUUCUCCUGAUGGAAACCCAGGCGGGCUAGUAAGCUUUGCCACUGCUGAGAAUCCUCUCGUCCACCAGGACCUAGAGGACUUUACUCGUGAAAAGGUCUCAAUAUCUCAAGCUGCAUUCACUUAUGGGUACAGCACAGCUGGUGGAACGAGACUGCCCGUGCUUCUAGCCCAGCAUCUAAAUGAGCAUUUCAAGCCUUCUCGACCUCUAGAUGGCAGCGAAAUCCGGAUAACUGGGGCGGCAACCGCCAUGCACGAAAUCUUAGGCUGGGCAGUAGGAGAUCCCAACGAUGGCAUCUUGACUUCUAAACCCGUCUACGGCCGGCUGGAACUCGAUUUUGGAAAUAAGGCUGGUCUGAGAAUGAUUUAUGCCGACACAACCUGGCAGAAUGCUUUUGAUCCGGGAGUCGUCGAUGCUUUCGAGAAAACCUUGGCCGACUCUCGCGCCGCCGGAAUAAACAUACGUGCCCUUCUCAUCAUCAAUCCCAACAACCCAGUCGGACGUUGCUACCCCAGGAAGACGCUUGUGGAGAUCAUGAGGUUUUGUCAGAGGCACCAAAUUCAUUUGAUCAGCGACGAAAUCUAUGGAUCAUCGGUCUUCAGCGACGACCUUCCCCCUUUUACUUCCGCCCUGUCGAUCGAGCCGGGAAUUAUUAACGAUAAACUGUUACACGUGACCUAUGGCUUCAGCAAAGACUUUGGAGCGGCUGGGUUGCGUCUCGGCUGCAUUGUGACGCGAAAUGCUUCCAUAUUGAAGGUAAUCCAGAUGACGGCUCGCUUCCAUAAUCCUUCGGGUGCUUCUAUAGCCAUUGCCAACGCUAUGUUGGAGGAUCGAGACUGGUGCAACACGUUUCUUGCUACCUCCCGGCGCAAAAUAGGAGAGGCCUACGCAUUUAUGACCGCAGGGUUGCUGGAUCUGGGGAUAGACUUUGUCCCAGCUAAUACUGGCUUCUUCGUAUAUGUCGAUCUGUCUCCUUACCUAAUCCAAGGUACAGCAGAUGCCGAGUUUGACCUCUCCCAGAGGCUUUUAGACGGGGGCGUCUUCUUACACCCUAAGGAGGAGCAUGGUGGAAUGGGUUGGUACAGAAUGGUCUAUACCCAGGACCCAAGGAUUGUGGCAGAAGGACUACGACGGCAAGUAUCAGCCGCUCUGUUUAUUUGA
This is a messenger RNA of Scedosporium apiospermum, 1242 nucleotides long. RefSeq lists its product as uncharacterized. NCBI's taxonomy places the organism in Eukaryota, Fungi, Ascomycota, Sordariomycetes, Microascales, Microascaceae. Gene Ontology annotation, biological process: biosynthetic process; amino acid metabolic process. Bases 1 to 1242 code for a protein of 413 amino acids. Gene Ontology annotation, molecular function: transaminase activity; pyridoxal phosphate binding. The record is from RefSeq and is a predicted model, not a curated record. The transcript has 3 exons.